Molecule: messenger RNA, 1927 nt
Organism: Epinephelus fuscoguttatus (brown-marbled grouper)
Lineage: Eukaryota; Metazoa; Chordata; Actinopteri; Perciformes; Serranidae
Exons: 2
Coding region: 258-1247 (329 amino acids)
Source: RefSeq, a predicted model, not a curated record
GCACUUGAAUGGCAAACUAUAAAAGUAAAUGAUCAGGGUACAAUUUGAUUUUCUGGACCUUGGACGCUCAGGGACAUUGGAGAAAAGUCAACAAAUACGCCUAACUUUCCAGAGGCCUGAUUGGCUGCUGGUGUUGUCGUCCUGGUUAUAUGUGAGGGAGCUGACUGGAUUUUAUCUCAGUGCAUUCUGAUCGCCUGGUGUUCAGUCUGUUGGUACAUCUGCACUUUGUGAGACUCUCACUGAUCGAGGGGAGAAACAUGGGGAACUCUCAGACUUACACACAAGAGGACUUCGACAGGUACUCUUAUCAGGUUUAUCAAGCUACCUUGCAGCGCACAUGCUUCCUGCCAGAUGUAGGCAUAGACGAGUCUCUGCUGAAAUAUUCUGGGAUCAACUCUAACGCUGUGCUGCAGUCUUACUCCAAUGAGCUGGUCAGCAUGGUGCCAGAUUAUAUCGAGAAGUUUGGAUCGAGUUUGGGUGCGGUGACUUCAUUUCCAAAUGCUGUUGGACUCGGAGCACUGGUGAUAUCCAUGAUCAUGGAACUCAUCAUGAAGAGCCGCACUGAAACAACUGAAGAUUCAUACAGCAUGUUCCGACGUGUUUUUGGUGAAGAGAAAGCCUCAAGUGUCCGAGACACAAUGUCAGAGUACGUGAGGCGCCAUCGCAUGUUCAUGAUCAAUGACCAACUACUACAGGAGGAACUUAUGAGACUAGAACGACAGCUGAGCAAAGAUCUCACCAUCCUCAGGAACUCCCUGCUGCAUGACCAGCAGAUGAGCACCCGUGGGUUCAAAAUCUGGGUGAAUGGAGCCUCCUUCCACGUCCAGAUGUUGAUCCACAGAGCUCGACUAAAUACUCGGACUGGCAGACAAAUAUCAGACAAUGUUCACACAAUCGAAACUGCCAUCAGUUUGUACCUGAUGGACCUGGAUCGUUUGCUGGAGAAAUACAAGACUCACAUGUCGAAUUCGAUCACUUUCAAACAUACAUCGGGAUUUUGUGCUACAGGGAUGGGAUGCAGUCGAGAUACUUGUACCGUAACAUAUUAUGAGGGAAAUUGUAGAAUUGAAAAAUUGAAUGAAAAUAAACCCUGUAGAGAGCCUGAAUUUAAAAUGGCUUACAUGAAUCAGAUUGUCUCUAAUUAUGAACCAAUCUCAGGUUUAAAGAGCCAUUUUUCAAAUAUCAAGAACAACCUCAACUCUCUGAUCAACCAGCGUGGUUCAUUCACUCUGCCAUCGAGAGGUUAGUUUAGUUUUUCGUGUAUAUGUGCACCCCAGUUGGCCGAAUAAAUGCUGGCAUUGUGUGUUUCUGCAAAACACGGAUACAUUACAUUUGUAUGUUAUCAUGUUGCACAUAUACAGAAACUGUCCUUACAUUUCAACAGUGCUGUGGUUAAUGUGUGUUUAUGUUUCGGCACAAACACUACCUGGUAAUGGUCGGUAAAAGGUCGUGUUUUGGCUUAAAAUACCUGCUUUCUGUGGCACUAUUCCGGCAGGAAACGCAGCAAUGACUCAAUAAAAAGCUUCCUGCUUUAUUGUCUGCAGCUUGACAGGUGUCUCAUCUAGGUUACACACCAUCCACCAUCUCCUUCACCUCCCACUGACAAAGUCAUCUCAUAGAAAUGUUGAUAUGAUACGUAUGAAACGUGCAAAUGUAACAGAUCUGUAUUUCUCUGUUUUCCUAAGGUGACUGGGCUGAUAUAUGACACAGUGAUGGGAAAAAUAAUGUUCAAGAAAAAUAUUGUAUAAAAAUUGUUUGUUGUUUCCAAUUUGUGAACUGAACUGACUGAGUGAGAGGAUUCCUCAUUAACUUCUUGUGUCACCAAAGAUCGACUUUAAGUGUUAAAACACUGCAUGUGUAUGUGAUCCUGCAUUUUUUAAAGUACAUCUACUUCUUUUCCCUCAUUAAAGAAAUCAGAAUCUUUGAA